Messenger RNA from Sceloporus undulatus (fence lizard), 2447 nucleotides. RefSeq names its product cell division cycle 40 (gene CDC40). The transcript has 16 exons. Gene Ontology annotation, cellular component: catalytic step 2 spliceosome. Gene Ontology annotation, molecular function: protein binding; mRNA binding. Lineage: Eukaryota; Metazoa; Chordata; Lepidosauria; Squamata; Phrynosomatidae. Gene Ontology annotation, biological process: mRNA splicing, via spliceosome. Bases 1 to 1815 code for a protein of 604 amino acids. The record is from RefSeq and is a predicted model, not a curated record.
AUGUCGACAGAUGGCAAAUCGUUCGCCGGAAGUGGCCGCCCGCUCCGGUCCCGACAAGAUGUCGCAGCCAUCGCUGCGCUGGCCUCCUACGGCGGCUCCGACUGGACUCGGGCUCCGAGGCGAAGGAGGAGGGCCCAGCCGCCCCGUGAGGGACCGUGGCGGCGGCGGCGGCGGCGACGAUGCCGAGCUCCACCCGGCCUCUCCGCCCUCCCAGGCGCUGCUGCUGCUGCCCCUCGUGGACUCAGCCCCGCCGUGGCUGUGAAGGAAGAUGUGGAAACAGGAGUUCACCUUGAUCCAGCUACCAAGGAAGUUCAGUAUAACCCAUCUUAUGAUACCAUGUUUGCUCCUGAGUUUGGGCCAGUGAAUCCAUUUAGGACUCAGCAGAUGGCUGCACCAAGGAAUAUGCUUUCUGGAUACACAGAACCAGCACACAUUAAUGAUUUCAUGUUUGAACAACAGAGAAGGACAUUUGCAACUUAUGGGUAUGCUUUGGAUCCCUCAAUAGAUAAUUAUGAAGUUUCUACUAAAUAUAUUGGAUCUGUUGAGGAAGCGGAAAAAAAUCAAGGUUUAACUGUGUUUGAAACAGGGCAAAAGAAAAUGGAGAAAAGGAAGAAAUUCAAAGAAAAUGACGCAUCUAAUAUUGAUGGCUUCUUGGGACCAUGGGCAAAAUAUGUUGAUGAAAAGGAUGUUGCAAAGCCUUCAGAAGAAGAACAAAGGGAGUUGGAUGAAAUAACAGCAAAGAGGCAAAAGAAAGGCAAACAUGAAGAUGAUAAACCUGGAGAAGAAAAGACUAUUUUGCAUGUCAAAGAGAUGUAUGACUAUCAAGGGAGGUCCUAUCUUCAUGUUCCUCAGGAUGUUGGAGUUAACCUACGUUCAACAGUACCCCCUGAAAAAUGUUAUCUUCCUAAAAAGCAAAUCCAUGUAUGGUCUGGUCAUACAAAGGGAGUCAGUGCUGUCAGGCUGUUUCCUCUUUCUGGCCACCUGCUGUUGUCCUGCUCCAUGGAUUGUAAAAUUAAGCUCUGGGAAGUGUAUGGUGAACGAAGGUGCUUACGAACUUUCAUUGGGCACAGUAAGGCUGUUAGAGAUAUCUGCUUUAAUAAUGCUGGGAGCCAGUUUCUUAGUGCGGCAUAUGACCGGUAUCUUAAACUGUGGGACACUGAAACAGGUCAGUGUAUUUCAAGAUUCACUAACAGAAAGGUUCCUUACUGUGUCAAAUUCAAUCCUGAUGAAGAUAAGCAGAAUCUUUUUGUAGCAGGAAUGUCAGAUAAGAAAAUCGUACAGUGGGAUGUUCGAAGUGGAGAAAUUGUUCAGGAGUAUGAUAGGCAUUUGGGUGCUGUCAACACUAUUGUAUUUGUGGAUGAGAACAGAAGAUUUGUGAGCACAUCUGAUGACAAGAGUUUGAGAGUCUGGGAAUGGGACAUUCCAGUAGAUUUCAAGUACAUAGCAGAGCCAAGUAUGCACUCAAUGCCUGCAGUGACUUUGUCCCCAAAUGGAAAGUGGUUGGCUUGUCAAUCCAUGGACAAUCAGAUUUUGAUUUUUGGAGCUCAGAACAGGUUCAGGUUGAAUAAAAAGAAAAUCUUCAAAGGUCAUAUGGUGGCAGGUUACGCUUGUCAAGUAGAUUUUUCACCUGAUAUGAGUUACGUGAUAUCUGGUGAUGCAGAUGGAAAACUGAACGUCUGGGACUGGAAAACUACUAAACUGUAUAGUAGAUUAAAAGCCCAUGAUAAAGUCUGUAUAGGUGCAGUGUGGCACCCACAUGAAACAUCUAAGGUCAUCACCUGUGGAUGGGAUGGUCUCAUUAAACUCUGGGACUGAAGGGUUUAAAUAUAGAAGUCUAAAUCUGCUAUCAGUUGGUGAACAUCAAAGAUUUCAGAACACCUAUUCUCCAGCAAAGACUGCCUGAAACCAGGACACUGACAUGAUUUUUCCAAGUUAUUCAGUGUUACAGUAUAUCCAUGCUAUAUUGGAAAUUCUGAAUACUUGAUUUCACAGGUUUCCAAGCUCAAGCUAUAAAGAAUUGAAAAUGAAACAGCCUAAAGUUAAAGCUCUUUGAUAAUCUUGUUAAUUAUUUUAAAAAUUAAAUACAUGAAACGGCAGAAGAGGUUGCUAUAGCUUUUGUGUUUAUGAAACUGAAGGUGAGACCUCACAAGUUCACAUCACUCUGUUUACUACACAAGUUGGAGUGAAAAAUGUAAAUAGAUGAAAGUGUAACAUAAUGAUGUACUGAUUACAGAAACUAUUUGGGAGUAUUUGCCAGUCUCUAAAUACAUGGAAUAUUGAUGAGAUUAUGCUGUGUGUAUACAGUUGGCCCUCUCCUUACGCAGGGGAUCCGUUCCGGAUCCCUCCGUUGUAAGGUGCAUUCGCCUAUGCUCAAGCCCUAUUGGAAACAGUGGGGCUUGUGCAUGGCGGCGCAGCGGUGCCAUGGGUGCACGUGGCCAUUCAAUAAU